This is a messenger RNA of Carassius carassius (crucian carp), 2883 nucleotides long. It is a transcript of the gene vps16, whose product is annotated as VPS16 core subunit of CORVET and HOPS complexes. NCBI's taxonomy places the organism in Eukaryota, Metazoa, Chordata, Actinopteri, Cypriniformes, Cyprinidae. The transcript has 22 exons. The record is from RefSeq and is a predicted model, not a curated record. Gene Ontology annotation, cellular component: lysosomal membrane; endosome; HOPS complex. Gene Ontology annotation, molecular function: actin binding. Gene Ontology annotation, biological process: intracellular protein transport; endosomal transport; vacuole fusion, non-autophagic. Bases 195 to 2702 code for a protein of 835 amino acids.
AGGCGCCAAACACAGGCGCUGAUCUCUGAUCAACGACAUCAUAGAGUCAGAAGAAGAUUACAGGAAAAGCUGGGCGUCUAUGCGAAGAAUGAAAUAAACAACACGAUAAAAAUUAUAAAUCAUAUUGCUGCGCUAAUACUGACAUUUAAUCAUAACCUUAAACACAUUACAUCGUUUCAUCAAGACAGGAGGACAUGGCGUUUGUCACAGCGAACUGGAACCCUCUGGGCGAGUCUUUUUACAGAAAGAUUGAAUUGUAUGAUAUGGGCUGGAAUCUGAAAGAUGGCCUGAGAGAGUCUCUGGUUGCUGCAGCUCCAUAUGGGGGUCCCAUCGCUCUCCUAAAGGGUCAUAAUCGACGUUCUUCCAGUGCCAGACCUCAGUUAGAGAUCUUCUCUUCCUCAGGACUGCCUCUAGCCAGUUUUCCAUGGAAGAGUGGAGUGGUGAAGCAGCUGGGCUGGACGGUGUCUGAUGACCUACUGUGUGUUCAGGAGGAUGGCACUGUGCUUGUCUACGAUCUCUGGGGUGGCUUCAAGAGACACUUCAGCAUGGGCAAUGAAGUUUCUCAGAGUCAGGUGCUGGAGACCAAGAUUUUCCAUUCGCCAUAUGGGACAGGUGUUGCCAUAUUGACAGGUGCCUUGCGAUUCACUUUGGCCACAAAUAUUGAUGAAAUAAAAUUGAGGCGGUUGCCUGAGGUUCCAGGUCUACAGGGUGCGCCUUCAUGCUGGGCAGUCCUGACACAGGACAGACAAAGUAAAGUGCUGGUGGCCAAUGGAUCUCAAUUGUUCAUCUUAGAUAAUACAGCCUGCACACCUGUGACUCCCCCCGGUCUCUCUCCACAAGCGUCCAGCAUAGUUCACAUGUGUGUCUCAUUCAGUUAUAAGUAUCUGGCGCUCCUCACCGACUCUGGCCAUGUGUGGAUGGGUACAUCCAACCUAAAGGAGAAACUCAGUGAGGUGGACACUAACAUCAAAACUCCCCCUAAACAGAUGGCCUGGUGUCGCAGGCCCAAGAGUCAGCAGCCAUCAGCUGUGGUAAUGUGGGAUGGGCUCCUCAUAGUGGUGGGAGAAUGUCAAGAAACAAUUCAGUACCACCUGGACGAUGACUCCGUUCUGGUGCCAGAGCUGGAUGGGGUUCGGAUUAUCAGUGGAACACACCAUGAGCUUCUGCAAGAGGUCCCAGGUGCAUGUGAGGAGAUCUUUAAAAUUGCCUCAAUGGCUCCUGGAGCAUUACUUCUGGAGGCUCAUAAAGAAUAUGAGAAAGAGAGUCAGAAGGCAGAUGAGUAUCUGAGAGAGAUUAAAGAGCAGAGUCUGUUGAGCGAGGCUGUGAAGCAGUGUGUGGAGGCCGCCGGACAUGAACAUGAACCUGAGACACAGAAAACACUCUUGAGGGCAGCCUCAUUUGGGAAGUGCUUUUUGAGUAAUUUUCCUCCAGAGCAGUUUGUCAGCAUGUGCAGAGACCUGCGGGUGUUGAAUGCAGUCCGAGACUAUACCGUUGGAAUUCCUCUUACCCACACUCAGUUCAAACAGAUGACUUUGCAGGUGCUCAUUGACAGACUGGUGUAUCGUAAACUCUAUCCGCUUGCUAUUGAGGUUUGCCGCUAUUUAAAGACUCCAGAAUAUCAGGGAGUGAGCCGAGUACUCAAACACUGGGCCUGCUACAAGGUCCAGCAGAAGGAAGAAUCAGAUGAAGUCAUAGCAAAAGCUGUGAGUGUGAAGCUUGCUGAUGCUGCUGGAAUCUCCUACUCUGAAAUCGCCACUAAAGCAUAUGAGAGUGGACGCACAGAGCUCGCCAUUAAGUUGUUGGAGUUUGAGCCUCGUUCCGGCGAGCAGGUCCCACUGCUGUUAAAAAUGAAGAAAAGCCCUCUGGCUUUGAGCAAAGCCAUUGAGAGUGGAGACACAGACCUCGUGUACACAGUGGUUAUGUACCUGAAGAAUGAGCUGAACAGAGGAGACUUCUUCAUGAUGUUGAGGAACCAGCCUGUGGCUCUGAGCCUCUACAAACAGUUCUGUAAGCAUCAGGAGCAGGAUACACUCAAAGAUCUUUUCAAUCAAGAUGAUGAUCACGAUGAACUUGGCAAUUUUUAUGUCAAGGCCAGCUAUAAAGAGCAGAGACUGGAAGCUCGGAUUGCUCUUUUACAAAGUGCUGUGGACGAGUACUACAAAGCCAAGAAUGAAUUUUCUGCCAAGACAACAGAAGAUGAAAUGCGUCUUCUGCGGUUUCAGAGGAAGCUAGAGGAAGAGAAGGGUGAGUUGCUCGUGGGAUUCUCCCUUCAUGACACUAUGACCACGCUGCUGUCUGUGGGACUGCACAAACACGCCGAACAACUUUACAAAGACUUCAGAGUCCCCGACAAGAGGUUCUGGUGGCUGAAGUUAAAGGCUCUGGCUGAGAAGGAGGACUGGGAAGAGCUGGAGAAAUUUGGCAAAAGCAAAAAAUCUCCUAUUGGAUAUCUGCCAUUUGUUGAGGUGUGCAUUAAACACCAUAACAAAUAUGAAGCCAAGAAAUAUGUGUCUAAAGUCACACCUGAGCAGAAGGUCAAAGCUCACCUUGCAGUGGGGGAUAUAGAGGGUGCUGCAGAGGCUGCUAUCGAGAGGCGUAAUGAAUCAGAGAUCAGUACUGUUCUGUCACGCUGUUCAGCCACCACUGAUCAUCUUCUGAUGGAACGUCUCAACCGUGCUAGAGCCACUGCUGUCAAAAAGUGAGCCUGUACGCUUCUUUCCUGCUCAGCUCAACUGCAUUUGCUGCCCAACAGUGAACCACUGUGCACCCAUUCUCCUGCACAAACCAGCUCGCAGCUGAAUUUGCUUUUGAGGCUAUGUAAAUUCCUCCUGAUGUAAUGGAACAUUGUCAUUAAAAUUCUGCACAAUGAAGGAAAUUUCUUGG